Molecule: messenger RNA, 5663 nt
Organism: Chanos chanos (milkfish)
Lineage: Eukaryota; Metazoa; Chordata; Actinopteri; Gonorynchiformes; Chanidae
Gene: hipk3b
Product: homeodomain interacting protein kinase 3b
Exons: 16
Coding region: 262-4155 (1297 amino acids)
Biological process (GO): peptidyl-serine phosphorylation; peptidyl-threonine phosphorylation
Cellular component (GO): cytoplasm; PML body; nucleus
Molecular function (GO): protein serine/threonine kinase activity; ATP binding; protein tyrosine kinase activity
Source: RefSeq, a predicted model, not a curated record
GGAUAUGUUCGCAAUUGACAGUAAGGGUGGAACGUCAGGGUUGUAGGGGAGCCGAUCCCCUUACAGAAAAUGGGCUUAUUCGCCCUGUCAACGAAAAGAAUAACUUGAAACUCACACCUACUCCCUGGACUAUGUUUUACUGAAUUUAUGUAUGGUCUUGUUAUCUGAAGUUAAAGACGUGGGAGAUGGUGGUGUUGUCGAGAGCGAGAUCUCCCCUCCUGUUGUCCAGGACAAGAUGGCAGCGGUGCAGGCACAUUUUACAUGGUAUGGGAACAUUAUAAGUCCAUAACAUGUUCGGAGAAACCCUGGAUUCUACCAUUUGUUACUCUAUAUGAAGGUAUGGCCUCACAAGUCUUGGUCUACCCACCACAUGUUUAUCAAACCCAGACAAGUGCCUUUUGCAGUGUGAAGAAACUUAAAGUUGAGCCCAGCAACUGUGUUUACCAUGAGAGGGCCUACCCACGGACAUAUUUGAAUGGUAGAAACCUUGGCAUCGCGCACCCAACAAAGCUAGCUCCCUCUCUUCGGACACGAGACUCUGCGGGAAGCAGAACCCGCUGUGGACAGGACUUUUCGUUACAGACAGUUGCUGUGAGAGGUGUGCAGCGUCAGCCACCACCCGCAGCACCACAGCCCCAAGUAGGGGUUGUCCCCUCACAGGGUAAGGGGCAAGAGCUACAGGACAAAGGCAGGGGGAGCAGCGGUGGAGCUACAGGGGCAACCAGAGGGGGCAGGGGAGAGGGAAGUGGCAGUAGAGGAGGAGGAGGAGAGGGAGAAGGUGGUAAAAGCGAAGGAGCGAGUGGAGAGGACGAAGGGGACAAGGAAGAUUGUGGAGGUUUGAACUCGGCCGAUAGCUCUCAGCGAUGCGGCCUGAAACGUAAGAGCGAGGAGCUUGAGAACCUGGGGAGCGCCAUGCAGAUAGUGGAGGACCUGUCUAUGUUGCCUGCAAUGUUGCAAACCAAUGUGGGGAACCCGCCGGUCGCUGUGCCAGCAACGGUGGGAGGAGGACCCUCAAAACAAGGAGGAGGGGUAGGGGGUGCUGACGGGGACUAUCAAUUAGUGCAGCAUGAGGUGCUGUGUUCCAUGAAGAAUACCUAUGAGGUACUGGACUUCCUGGGUCGUGGCACCUUUGGCCAGGUAGUUAAGUGCUGGAAACGAGGCACGAGUGAGGUUGUGGCGGUGAAGAUCUUAAAGAACCACCCAUCGUAUGCACGGCAGGGCCAGAUUGAGGUGGGCAUCCUAGCCCGUUUGAGUGGAGAGAACGCGGAUGAGCACAACUUGGUGCGGGCUUUUGAGUGCUUCCAGCACCGCAGCCACACCUGCUUGGUGUUUGAGAUGCUGGAACAGAAUCUGUAUGAUUUCCUCAAGCAAAACAAGUUCAGUCCGCUGCCGCUGAAAGUGAUACGACCCAUUUUGCAGCAGGUUGCCACUGCUCUGAAGAAGCUUAAGGCCAUGGGUUUGAUUCAUGCUGAUUUGAAGCCUGAAAACAUCAUGCUGGUGGACCCUGUUAGGCAGCCCUACCGGGUCAAAGUUAUAGACUUUGGUUCAGCCAGCCAUGUCUCCAAAGCGGUGUGCUCUACAUAUCUCCAGUCACGGUACUACAGGGCUCCAGAGAUCAUUUUGGGGCUGCCGUUUUGUGAAGCUAUAGACAUGUGGUCACUGGGCUGUGUGAUAGCUGAGCUCUUCCUGGGCUGGCCCCUCUACCCUGGGGCGCUGGAGUACGAUCAGAUUCGCUACAUUUCUCAGACGCAGGGGUUACCAGGAGAGCAUUUGUUGAAUGUGGGGACAAAGACGUCUCGGUUCUUUUGUCGGGAGUCGGAUUCCCCUUACGCGGCAUGGAGAUUAAAAUCCACAGAGGAACAUGAAACUGAGACAGGGAUGAAAUCAAAAGAAGCCAGAAAGUACAUUUUCAGCUGUUUGGAUGACAUAGCGCAUGUGAAUUUAGUGAUGAAUCUUGAAGGCAGUGAUUUGUUGGCGGAGAAGGUGGAUCGUGGAGAGUUUGUGAGCCUGCUGAAGAAGAUGUUGUUGAUCGAUGCAGAGAAGAGGAUUGCCCCUAGUGAAGCACUCAGUCAUCCCUUUGUCACAAUGCAACAUCUGUUGGACUUCCCCCACAGUAACCAUGUGAAAUCAUGUUUCCACAUCAUGGAUGUGUGCCGGUCACGCCCAGGUACAUAUGAUUCGGUCAACCGCAACAAAGCCCCCUUCAUCAGACCAGUGACCACAACUGCAGCACCAAACCUGACCAUGCCCUUCAGCAAGAUGGCUGGAGUACAUACCCAGGCUCUGCCACCAUCUGCUCCUUCAGUAAUGCACGCUGGCAUACCCUUGCAGACAGGAGGUGGCCAGUUUGGUGAUUCUUUCCAGCAAGCAUUGAUCCUCUGUCCCCCAACCAUUCAAGGUAUCCCCAGCAAUCCAAACAAGCCAGCAGGUUACUCUGUGCGAAUGGAGAGCACAGUGCCACUGGUCACCCAGGCCCCUGCCAUCCAGCCCUUACAGAUCAGGCCAGGCGUCAUUACCCAGCAGGCUUGGUCCAACCGAGCCCAACAGAUUCUGGUUCCUGCCUGGCAACAGGUGACCCCAGUGGCACCCCCUACAACCACACUAGCCUCUGAUACUGUGGCAGGCCCACAGAGAUUGGCAGACUGGGGGAAAGUUCGUCCCCAUGGAAACCAUUUCAGCUCAAUGAUGCCUCACCCCCAACCACUCCUAACCAAUCAAAUGACCAUGUCAGCCCAUCAACCAAUCAGCAUUGGCAUUGCUCAUGUGGUGUGGCCUCAGCCAGCUGCUAAUAAGAGAAAUAAACCCUCUAUGACCAGGGGUAACAUCUUCUCACAUAACAUCAACACCCAAAAUUCAGCAUGCCAAUCUCCAAAGACGGCUGAUGCCACCAAAAACAUUGCAGAAGAAGAGGAGGAAGAUCAUUGCCUGGAGUCAGAGCAAGUAGUAGAAGGGGAGUCAGUGGUGGGGCCGGAAGAAGAGGCUGUUUGCUGUAAGGAGGAGCCAGAUUCUGAAGAGUUGUCUGUCACUCAAAUGCAGCGAAAAAGCAUUGUGAUUGCCAACUCACCGAGCCCUGCUGUGAGCGUCAUCAGUAUCAGCAGUGACACAGAUGAGGAGGAGAGUGCACAGAGGCACUCGUUGGGGGAGUGUAAAGGCAGUCCUGAGUGUGAGGCUUGUCAGAGCACACUGAAUAUGGAACGUGUGUGUUCCCUCAGUAGCCCAGACUCUACACUCAGUACCAGCUCAUCUGCCUCUGUGCAGUCAAGUGCCUCUCCGUGCAAGAGACCCAACAGUAUGUCUGACGACGAGCAGGAGAGUGGCUGUGAUACAGUGGAUGGUUCGCCAGCCUCUGACUCCUCAGGCCACACCGAGAGCCCCUUUGUGGAGGGACGAUACAUUGCUGAUAGAAAUGAGAACUGCAAAACCUCCAUAACCACAGAAACAGAGCCCAGCAAGCCGCCCCCACGGACAGUGGUGGUUCCACCCAUGAGAGUGCAAAACAACAAUGUCGCGUCCAAUGAGCAAAUGGCCAGCACAGUCAUAGAGUUGUCAUGCCAGUCAAAAGGACGCAGUGGUCCCAGCAGACAGCCCCACCACUCCACCCCGCUCCUGAAUCGACAACAGAAGAUUACCCCAGCAUUCCAGCCCCAGCAGCAGCCACUCGCCUUUGGACAGGUUCAGCAUUACGGCACUUCCCAGCAGGAAUGGAAUGGAAACUACAGCCACAGGCGGCCCCAGUCUUACAUCCCCCCCACUGUGCAUGGCCACUCCUUUACACUGCCGCACGGCAGCCCCACCCACACAUCUGCCCACCCCCCACAUCUUGGUGUCCACCCCCACCCUCACGCCCAGCCCUCUCUGCUCUCCUACCCCCCUUCAGGGCCUCUGGUCACAGCCGCACCCAUGGCCCACCUGCUGGCCUCUCCUGGGGCCACGCGGAGCCACGUUCUGCAGCCGGCCUACAGUAUUUCCCAUCCGGGCGGCCACAUCGUUCAUCAGGUCGCCGUGGGGCUCAACCCCCGCCUGCUGCCUUCUCCUACUCUGCUCCCGCAGGGUCAGUUCAAGCCCCUCUUCCCCCCGCAUUCUUACAUCGCCUCGCCUGCCUACACAGGCUUCCCCCUCAGCCCCACAAAGCUCAGCCAGUACCCCUACAUCUGAGGCCUGAUCUGUUUUCCGUGGGAGAGAGCAAACCCCUGCACGCUCCUCCCCUCACGCUGGGGCUUGCGCCCAAACAAGGGUCUCUGCUGAAAACACAAACCACAUGGUUUUCAUACCCAAAGCCAUGGCACAAGAGAGAGAGCAAGUGUUUUUUUUAAUUCUGUAAACUUGGGUGCAAUUGAACUUCGAGCUUUAAGAGGAGCUUGGAAGGUUAUAGCAAAUCAUAAAGAAAGAGAACAUGUAAGAAUGAGUGAGUGGAUGAUUAAGAAACUCAAUUUUAAUGUGUUUUGCACAUUUGAUAAAUCUACUCAUCCAAUCUUCUAAUGAGUGCUCAUCAAAACAGGUGAAUAGUGUGGGUGCACUGAAAAAAAAAAUCAUGUCUAGCACCCCUUUUCCCAACCUAUUUUUCUAUUCUGCCUUCAAACUUGUGCAAGAAACAUCAUCAUUUGUAAAGCCACCCCAGUAUCCUGUUCAUGACGGACAGAUGCACAUGUGUCCACUGUGUGGUGUAUCGCGUUGGAGUAUUUGUACUUUUUCUGUGUCCUUGGUGUUUUCAGUGUCGAGUCAGUUUAUACCCAGGUUAUAAAAGGUUGUUCUUCACGCUGCAUGUGUUCUUGCAUGAGCUGAAACAUGUUAACAGAAAGAUGCCUAGGCGUUGCUCUUAAUGUUUGUGUCACGAGACUCGCUGCAUUGUAUCUUGUCCCCAGCCAUAGUGCCUUAAAUAUCCGAGGUUGUUCAUGUUACAACUUAUAUAAAUAUAUAUAUAAAUGUACUGGACUGCAGCACUUGAAAUUCAAAUCAGUCCAUGCAUUCAAUUUGUGUAUAUGUGUAUACACAUGGAUGUAUGUUUUCAUGCAUAGUUAGGCAUGGAUGUAAUGCAUUGCACAGAGGCAAUGUUUAUUUUUGAACUCAGUGUAUAUUGGAGAAGUAGUGAUUAACUUCUUGUCCCUUAAUUGGAGAACGGCAUGCUUUGCUGUAGCGAAUGCUUGCUGUUCUGUUUUAAUGUUUGUUUUUGUUACUCUCCCCGAAUGAACUAGUGUACAAAGAGCAAGCAUUGACUAUUGCUAAAUGUUUGAUAAUCAAUUUCUAUUUAGUAAAAUUCUUAUUACUAACAGUAUUUGUACUGUUUAAUGAAACUGCAAUACAAUCUAAAUAGUUGUUGGUUUUUGUCCUUGUGUACUUAUUUUCUUGUUUAAUUGAGUUAUUGUUUUUAUUUUGCUGGAUGUAUAGAAAUAUGGUGGGCAUGGCUUUGACUAGAUGAAGACAAAAAUGCAAGUAGGUCUUUGAUUCAUGGUAUGAAUUAAUCUUAGCCUGUCAAGACCGUGCAGUAUUUGAUAUAGACACACAAAUAUAUGAAUAUAUAUUAUAGAGCUAGUCUAUUUAGUGCUGAAGCUUGACAAGGUGUGAGUUUAUUGUGUGCAAUCUUCUCAUUUAUGCAUGUGUGAAACAAUUUAACUUUUUUUUCCCUUCAUUUUAUCAUUUGUUCAGAGCUUACUGGUGUUGACUGC